Eurypyga helias (sunbittern) is the source of this 2007-nucleotide messenger RNA. RefSeq names its product ankyrin repeat and zinc finger domain containing 1 (gene ANKZF1). NCBI's taxonomy places the organism in Eukaryota, Metazoa, Chordata, Aves, Eurypygiformes, Eurypygidae. The annotation marks the transcript as partial. Gene Ontology annotation, molecular function: protein binding. The record is from RefSeq and is a predicted model, not a curated record. The transcript has 15 exons.
GAGGCCGCCCAGGACGCCGGCCUCCUGCGCGGGCUGACCCUGGUCACCGGAGUUGCUGCGGAUGCGUGGGCCGCCGAGCCAGCACCAGUGAGCCACGAGAAAUGUACGGAUGCCAGAAGUGAGGAGAAUGCCCGCGGGGUCCCUGAGGUGCCGGGGCGGAUGUGCUGCUCGACCUGCGGGCAGGUGUUCAGCAGCCGGGAAGAGCAGACUGAGCACUACCGUCUUGACUGGCACCGCUUCAACCUGAAGCAGCGACUCCUGGGGCGCCGACCUCUGCCAGUGGAAGUGUUUGAAGAGAAGACCCGCGCAGGUGACGUUUCCAGCAUCUCAGGGUCUGAUUCGGAGAGCUCCGAUGCAAGCAGUGAGUCGGAGAUGCUGCCCCCUGCCAGCAAUAGCUCUGGGACCACCCCGUUUCCCCGCUCCCACAAAGUGCUGCUCCGCAAUGCGAAGGGCCAGCUCAUCUCUGUCUACCGCUGCGUGCUGGGCACCGGGAAGGGCGGCAGCGAGGAGCCAGCCGAGCUGACGGCGUCGCUGCAGAGCCUUGGUGCGAGCACGUGCUGGGUUGUGCUGAUGAUGGGCGGUGGGCACUUCGCAGGGGCUGUGUUUCAGGGCCCCCAGGUGCAACAGCACAAGACCUUCCACCGCUACACAGUGCGAGCCCGUCGGGGCACAGCCCAGGGCCUACGGGACACCCAGACCCCAGGGUCAGCACCCAGGUCGGCUGGAGCCUCCCUGCGGCGUUACAACGAGGCCGCGCUGCUCAAGGAUAUUCAGGACCUGCUGGCAGCCUGGGCACAACACCUGAAUGAAGCUCAACGCAUCUUCCUCCGGGCCCCACGCCACAACCAGGUGCUGCUCUUUGGUGGCAGGAACCCACCCCUCGCCCGAGGCGACACUCGUGUCUACCACAUCCCCCUCAACACCCGGAAGGACACACCGCUGGAGGACAUCGCUGGAUCCCCUCGGAAGGGCUGGCAGAAGGGGCGGCAGAAAGCAGAGGUGGAUCCCACUCGGGAGGACACAAGUGCCCCUGUCUUACCACCUCCCUCAGCCCCAGAGGAGGAGGAAGAGGAGGGGGAAAGCCCUUUAGGGGAACUGGAGACUGUGGAAAUGACACUGGGGACCUUGGACCUCCGAGAGUUCGAAGUGAUGCCCAAGCGAAACCGCAGAAGGAAGAAGAAGAGGGACAAGAAGGUGGAGAAAGGGCCCCGUGCCGAAGAUUCCGGAUGCCAUGGUACCCAGUGUGGGCAGCCCAGCCUGGAGCUGCAGGGGGUAGCUGGGGCUGUGCCCUUUUCCUGGUAUGAUGAAGAAGACCCUCAGUCCCAGGUCUGCAAUGUCCUCUUCACCUCCAGCAAAUUGGGGGAUGUGAGGAUGUUGCGACACCUCCUGGGCUUGUCGGAGCACGGGGGCCUGCUGGAGGACGACGAGGAUGGGGUGAGCACAGAGUCCCUGGAUAUCCCCCACUCCCUGCUCAACCAGCCCGUGGAUGAGCAUGGCUCCACCCUGCUUCACGUGGCGGCAAGUGCCGGCGAGGCCGAGGCUGUAUGGCUGCUGCUGGAGGCGGGGUCCGACCCUGCCCUCAGAGACAGGCAGGACAGGACACCCUACUGCGUCUCUGCUGACAAAACGACCCGCAACGCCUUCCGCAAGUUCAUGGUGGACCAUCCGGACAAGUACGACUACAGCCGUGCCAAGGUGCCAGGGCCCCUGACGCAGGAGAUGGAGGCCAAGAAGCUGGAGAAGAAGCGGGCGCAGAAAGCCCAGCGGAAGCAGCGGGAGCAGGCGCAGAGCACCUCUGCUCUUCCCCACAGCCGCUGCUGGCAUUGUGGAGAGUCUCUGCUGGGCCGGAUCCCUUUCCAUUACCUCGACUUCUCCUUCUGCACCACGGCCUGCCUGCAAACCCACCGCCGGGCCCGGGCCCAGGCCGGCCACAUGCUGCUGCCCGUGGCGAUGGGACAGAUCCUGACGCAUCCGGACCCCCCAGCCCUGCCUGCGGGCAUCCCCUAG